CAUUUUCAUAAACAUUUCCUCACAAAUCCCAAGUUAACUUCCUAGAAAAGGUGAAAAAAGCAAGCUCACAAUGUCGGACAACGAAACGGAUUCCUAUAUGGAGGAGGAGGAGGAAGCAGAGACGGGCUCGGCCAGAACCAGUAUUCCCGUUGUGGGGCCGGUAAGUCCCAAUCCGAAUUUCCAAAUGGGCGAUUAUGCGCCGCUGUUUUCCUCCUCGAUCAGCUCACUGGACGGUGGCAGCCAGGAAUCUUAUUCCGAUUCGGAACUCGAAUUACAACAGGCCCUCGCUGCCGAGUUAGCAGCCGCUGAAGUCCCUCAAUCUCUGGCGGAUUGGCGCUCGACCCUGAGAACAGUGCCGGCAACUACUAAUUUGACCACGCCCCAGGCACGUCGCAUCCUUCCGAUGAGUCGCUCCCCCUCGCCAUCCUCCACCUACUCGGCUUCGCCAUCGACAUCCAUCUCACAGUUGAUUGACCAGAGAUCUGCCAGACUUAGGCGCCUGGAUAUGCUGAAUAGCAUGAUCCAGGAUCUGCAGGAUAGCCUGCCAUCAAUCAGCGAGCGUCGCCAUCGUCGCAAUCGUCGACGCAGAAGUGUUCGCUUCGAGGAGCAUGACCAUGAGACGGAGCAAGUGCCACCGAAUGCCUACGCCGAGGUUAUGCGUCGCGGCAACAGCAUCAGCGAUUGCAGCCAAUGCAGCAGCGCCGAGGAGGAUGGCAUCGCUACUCCCAUAAUUCCCAGCCAUCUGUUGGAGUGGUCAUAUCCAGGGCCUACUAAUUAAUUUAAAUAUUCAUUAAAUUUCCAUAGUUUUUGAUUUUUAAAAUUUAUA
Molecule: messenger RNA, 826 nt
Organism: Drosophila kikkawai
Lineage: Eukaryota; Metazoa; Arthropoda; Insecta; Diptera; Drosophilidae
Source: RefSeq, a predicted model, not a curated record